AUGCAAAACUCCUCAAAUACCUGUCCAAAUCAAAUUCCCACAUAUUACACACUUACCCUAACUCUCCUAGCAACUCUAUCAUUUCCAAUUAAUUCCACUGGAGUUUGGCUAGUCUGGUUUCAUUCACCGCAAAUGGGAAAAUUCAAAUUUUGUUUAUUGUAUCUACAGGUACGCGUCUUUCGCAAUAGAGCAACUAUGUAUAUUUUCGGAAAUUUUUUUAGAUCGUAACAUUCAUGACUGAAAAUUGGUUUUCCUACGUAUCCCAUGGCUACUUCUUCUUCCCAAUGAUCGCAGGUUUCAACAAUUCAAAUGUUGCUGGCUUAUCCGCCCACGCUACAAUGAUUAUUUGGGUUUUCAUAUUUUGUUUCGAACUUCCUUCAAUCAUUAUUUGUUUUUUAUAUCGACAUGAUGCUGCGAUAGGAAUCAAUAAUUCCAGAAAUAUUUUGAAAUAUCCGAAUAUGUUUUGCUUAUUUUUCUCUCAUUUAUUACCGAUAUAUACUGCAGGAACUUUGCAUUUGUCGCAAUUGACGUAUGAGCAGAAAUAUUAUUUAUUGAAGACGGUGAGUAUUGGGGUCAGGGGUGGAGAACCUGGCCUCAUGUUGGCUUUGGGUGGUAAGACCCAGGACAGGCUCGCGUACCUAACCUGGCUACCCGACUUGGCCCCCAUUUCUCUGUUAAUUUUUGUUCACGCUAGGACCGGAGGCCAUAUUCAAGCCAUGUUUGAGCCAGGACAGGUUUAAGCCAGCUUACAAGGACCGGACAGCAUGAUGCCAGGACAAUUUCCCCAUCGGGGUCAAAUCUAGCGGUACCGUAGGUAAGAAUUUUCAGAAAUACCCCCAAUGCCUUCAUUUCGUCGACAACAAUUCUUUCGAAAUGUACGAUUGGACCCUCAACCCAUGGAUAGAAAUCUGUGGAAUCGGUGCUUUGACAUUAGUAAUCAUCGUAAGUGCCUAUGGCUCCUGCUUGGUUCUUCAUACAAUGCACAUUCUUCAUAAACUACGUGUUCAUAUGUCUGCUGAAACUUUCAAAAUGCACAAAAAUGCGUUGAUAAGUUUAUCAAUGCAAUGUGUGAUUCCAUCGACACUUCUGAUUUUCCCAAUGUAUUCCUUGUUUUUGAUUGUCGCUUAUCAGAUCGAAGAGUUUCAUGGUGACUUGAAUUGAAAUUUUUGAGAAUUUCCAGGGAAGAUUCAGAAUUAUUUGCAGAAUACUCAAAUUGCGCAUUUUUCGCAAUCUGCUCUCAUUCUUGUGUCUCAACAAUUGUUAUGAUAACAACAAAUUCCAGAUAUUUAUCAACAUUGAAUAAUGGAUUACGGUAAGGUUUCUGAGUUAGGAUAACUUAAUUUAUGUAAUAUCUUUAGGUCUAUUCUACACCUUCGGAUAUCUACAAAUGGGAGAGAGCAAGCAUCAAUAAGUGUGCCAAGAACUAUUGUAUUUUGA
This is a messenger RNA of Caenorhabditis angaria, 1437 nucleotides long. The record is from the annotation of a GenBank genome assembly. NCBI's taxonomy places the organism in Eukaryota, Metazoa, Nematoda, Chromadorea, Rhabditida, Rhabditidae.